AUUCCCAAGUUCUGUUCUUCUGGCCGCUUACAAGCUGGAAGUAUUUGUUACAGGAUUUGAGGAGAUAUGGAGUCCAGCUUGGGUGGAGCAGAAGGCAAGGCAUGGGGUGUGUUCCAGAGAACCUUCCACCAGGUCCAGUUCCUACUGGACCACAACCGGCUGCUCAUCAAGGAGAUCAACGUCAACCAGGAGUCCCAGAUCCCAGAGAGCCUCUCCCGAAAUGUGAUGCUCAUUAAGGAGCUCAACUACAACAUCAAGAGAGUGGUGGAGCUCUACGCCGGCCUCCCCACCUCUUUUAUUCGCAGCUUCAGCAAUCUCCCUUCGCAAGUCACUGCCGCUACCGGAACUUAUCCAGCGGAGCAAGGCCUCAAGCGAGCUCGCUCCACUUAGUAGUAAAGCGAAGAUCACGAUCUUCUUGUGGAUAGACAGCUCUGUGUGAAUAGUGUGUGUGAGCCUGUUACAUAAAGAAAGGAAAGAGAAAAGAUCUGAUCUCACUUGGUUCGUAUAUCGCCAGAACAGGAGCAGGGGUUCGGGGCAUUUAUUGGUAACAAGCUUGCACCAUUCAAGUCCGAUGACCUCUAGCUCUGUCUGUAAGCUACGGGAUUGAGCUUGAGAACAUCCACAAACUUAAAUGCU
Selaginella moellendorffii is the source of this 636-nucleotide messenger RNA. Its product is annotated as protein ELF4-LIKE 3. The record is from RefSeq and is a predicted model, not a curated record. The coding region runs from base 67 to 390 and encodes 107 amino acids. Lineage: Eukaryota; Viridiplantae; Streptophyta; Lycopodiopsida; Selaginellales; Selaginellaceae. The transcript has a single exon. Gene Ontology annotation, biological process: positive regulation of circadian rhythm; entrainment of circadian clock.